UGGGGUCAAUUGAAAUGUAAUAACAUAUCUGGCACUGAAUGUACGUUUGUUUUAUCACAACAGAGUGAAACAAAAUCAAUAAGCAACAUAAAAGAAAACAAAGUAAAACUUCUGGGUUAAAUUUGAACAACAGAGACACAAUGGCUCAGAAUUUUCAGGGAGUGCAAUCUCCUACUUCCAAGAGUAAUAAUGGUAACGCAACGGAGAAUGUUACACCCGAAAGUGAAUUUGAAGGAUUCCACAACUAUACGGCGGCUGAAGUCUUUAUCCAAGGAUUGGCUGGUUUAGUCAAUCAAGGAGAUGUAGAAACUAUGAUAAGAGCGCAAAAGCAAAUGCUACAGCGGUUUGAAAAAACGAAUGAAAUGAUGUUAAACUGUAACCAGUUAUCACAAAGUCGUCUUAAAAAUGCGAAUGAUGAUUUCAAAAAACAUGUAAAAUUACUAACUGAAAUGAAAAAGGAUCUGGAUUAUAUUUUUAGGAAAGUGCGUUCCAUAAAACAAAAGCUAAGCCAACAGUAUCCCUUAGACUACGCCGAGGCCCAGCCUCAGCGAAGCAGUUUAGCAGAGGAAGCAGAAGAUGAGACAGAGGCAAAGGGUGCCAAAUCGAAUGUAGAGAAAAAAAGUGUAGAAUGUUGUACUAAUGUUGAGGACACAUCUUCGAAAACCAAUAGAGAUUCUUUAAAUAAAAGCACCACAGUGGAAUAUGUGCAAAUGGAAGAAGCCGUCGACAAUGGCAAACCCAUUGAAAACGAGUUAAUUAAACGUGUAUGCUCAAUUGAAACCACGAACCCCAAUGACUCUUCAGACGCUACAUCUGAGGACACUGGCUAGGCAAUACUUAAAGUCUAUAUAUGUAAUUUAGUAUUAAAUUAAUAUAUUUUAUUUAAAAUUAGAAUAAACAAUAUACAUGAUGUAUAAGUACAUAAAA
This is a messenger RNA of Bactrocera latifrons, 927 nucleotides long. RefSeq names its product kxDL motif-containing protein CG10681. The transcript is spliced from 2 exons. Gene Ontology annotation, biological process: lysosome localization. Bases 141 to 830 code for a protein of 229 amino acids. Gene Ontology annotation, cellular component: BORC complex. Lineage: Eukaryota; Metazoa; Arthropoda; Insecta; Diptera; Tephritidae. The record is from RefSeq and is a predicted model, not a curated record.